Polychytrium aggregatum is the source of this 2328-nucleotide messenger RNA. RefSeq lists its product as uncharacterized. The record is from RefSeq and is a predicted model, not a curated record. Bases 1 to 2223 code for a protein of 740 amino acids. The transcript is spliced from 3 exons. Lineage: Eukaryota; Fungi; Chytridiomycota; Chytridiomycetes; Polychytriales.
AUGUCGCGAAACAGUACUUCGAAAAGCUUCCAGAGAAACAGUACCAGCGAUGGAUCUCGACUUCCGUCACUGAGAGCCUCUACUUCGUCACGCGAGCGCCGCCAGAGUGGCUCCAAGCGCAAAACGGAGGACCCAGCGGCACUGCCCCUGGUCGCCCACCGACAGAGCUCCGUUUCCAUGACUCCGAUGCGGGGAGGCAGCGUUACUACUCCCAGCGAGCCCAGGUUUCCGGACGAAUCGACCCGUGCGCUACCAGCACUUGGUUCAUCAACUCCAAACUCCAAAAGUGACUCUCCGACAUACAAAGAGCCACCGCCUCCCCCCGGCCGUCGAAAGUCGAGCGUCUCCAAACUGCGCUCUCCAGCCAUCGAGGGGCCUGCUCCACCAGGCUCCAAGGCAGCCGCCACCUCCGCCAAGAUCGAACGGCGAGGAACCCUUGUCAAGAUUGGCCUGCCUCCACCAAGCAGAACCAAAUCCAAGAAAGACAAAAGGUCCGAGCUCAAAUCCAAGGUCGAACCCCUGCCGGAGAUCGUGCUGCCGCCGCCGACGCCCCCGUCGGCUAAUCAUCAGGUCGACAUGUCCCUGCCCGGCGAGAAAGAAAAGGUGCUCAAAGCCAUGGCCAAAAUCUCGGGCCCAAUUGUGCAGUAUCUGCCCGACGGCAUUCCAAAGUCGCUGCUGCGAUGGCGCUACGUCUUGUAUGUUGCUCUGAAGGUUCUGCAGUUCAAGACAUACGACCCCAGGACCGAUGCAGCGCCGACCUUUGAGGAGCUGAAUAUCAGCAACCGCAUCUACGACGACGAGGUCUCGAACGCCCAAGCCUGUCGAGACAUCACCGACAUCAUCGGGGCAUUCAGGGUCACACGGGUCCUCAGCACACCGCCGUCGAACCGGGAAGAGAGAGAAAUCGACUCGCUCGAUGCCAUCCUCGGCCGGUUCAAGGGCUUUGCUCGGUUCCCGCCAGCGACCCGCAUGAAGCUCUACAGCGUAGCCUCCAUCGUGAGCUAUCCAAGAGGCACUGUCCUGAUCCGGUCGGGCCUCAAUGCAACCACCUGGUACACCAUUCUCCUCGGCGAAUGUGCUCAGUUUGCCCCGCCUUCGUCGGUCGAAGAUGUCAGUACCGUCCGGAUCUUGCAAAAGUACGAGGUUGGGGCCUCCAUCGGCGAUUUCGUCAACACCGGGCCACGCGAGAUGCGCGGCGUCACAAUUUCGUGCUUGAUGCGGACCAUCCUCAUCAAGAUCGAAAAGGCCGACUACAUCACCGUCAGUCGGGACACAAAGUCGCUUGAGGCGUAUCAGCUCGAAUUCCUGGGGAGCGUCCCUGCCCUUUCCGAUCUGUCCAAGCAAAUGCUGAUGCAGCUUGGUGCACGCAGCGUCGUGCGGCGCUACCCCGGCGGAUCCUUGAUUCUCAAGGAGCACGAACCCAACGCCAAUAUCUACUUUGUCGUCCGCGGCGCAUGUCGUGGUCUGCAGCAGCUCACCUUCUUGAAGAAACCAGGUCCCAAGCCCGCGCUGUUCAACCAAACGUACAUGCUCGAAGCCUUCCACAACCAGCCCGUCGAUGCGGAGAAGGACGAGAUUGUGCGGGAGUUUGCCCUUGUCGCCGACAUAACCGUUGGUCAGUUCUUCCCGCCGCUGAUUCCUUCACAGGAGCUCAAGAAGCUCCGGAAGGCACGCAAACGAGAGGCUAGCUCGGCAAGGGCCACCCCCGAGGGACCCGAGGAAGGAAGCGCCCCGACAUCUGCCUGGGCCAUCCUCCAACAGUCCAUCAACUCGAUCAACUCCAGCCCCAUCUCGGUCAUGGCCAGCGAGGUUACCGAGUGCAUCAUCAUCACCCGACAGGACUUUUUGGAAGUAACGACGCCAGAGACGGUCCGCAAAAUGACCGAGCCCAAGGCAUCGCCGCUGGACCAACCAUUCGAGCUGAUCAUCGAAAAGUACAUGGUUGCCUUUGGAUGGAAGGAGAGCGUGCUCAUGUUCAGCAAGGAGCGCAUUCCGCCCUAUGUCAAGUGCAAGCGUCGGCGCCGGCGCAACGAAAAGCCCAAGAAGGCUGUCAUUGUCUACCGAGACGAGCAGGAGGCAAAGGAGCGCGAGUUGAUCGUCAAGCUCACUCGAUUGACCGAGGCCACUCCGCCGACUGAUAACGACGGGCCCCGUCUCUCGGAGCUCCUGGACUCACAGCCACACCCAAAGGCCGUCUCGGGGCAAGCAAGCUCUGGAAUGUAAAAGGGCGUCCAACUUCCUGGUGGCACUGGGCGCUUGCUCAUGAAGCAUUAGGCCGUGUGGAGAGCCACAUCUGCGCUCAGAGCCCCAGCCACGCGAUGCCCAACG